CAAUGGUUGUUGCUAGUCAUUAUGAAGCUAUAGUUGCUGCUAGUCAUUAUGAAGUUGCAAUUGUUAUUGAUCAUAAUAGUGAAGCUGUGGUUAUUGUUAAUCAUGAUAGUAAAGCCAUAGUUGUUGCUAAUUAUAAUAGUGAUACUGUAGUUGUUGCUAAUCAUAAUGGUAAUGCCAUGGUUGUUGUUAGUUAUAAUGGUGCAUUGCUUUCUUAUUAUUUAUUACAGAACUUUUAA
Messenger RNA from Racocetra fulgida, 236 nucleotides. NCBI's taxonomy places the organism in Eukaryota, Fungi, Glomeromycota, Glomeromycetes, Diversisporales, Gigasporaceae. The record is from the annotation of a GenBank genome assembly.